GUGUGACAACCAACGGAGAAUGGAAUCUUAUUUAUAGUUCGAUAUUGUACAUGAUUUUUCCUUUAGCUAGAGUAAUAAUAAUAUACAUAUAGUAAAUAUGCUUGAUUUGGUAGAAGAAAAACAUAUUGAAGUAGCGCUUGCGUUAGCAGACGGCUUCAUCCACGAGACUACUCCUGAAGCCGUGGGGCCCUGGUUAAGCCCAAAUUUCCCUAAAGAUCGGGUUCAAGAAUACUGCAACAGUGUGACCAGGACCUCGGAAAUUCCAGGGGUCAAAGAGUUCAUGAUUUCGGCAAUCAACAAAACACCCACGGAUGCAGUGCGGAUGUACGUUGUUCUUGCCAAUGUUUUGGAACUGAGGAUUCUUGCACCAGUGUUGACGUCUUCGUUAACUUUGAUCAGAGAUAUGACCUUGGAACAACGUGAAGAAUUGUUACAGCUGUGGCUGAUGUCUGCAAUUCCAGCAAAACGUAGGUUGUUUCAUCUUUUCUUUAGUUUGAGUAUGUUUGCCUUUAACGCCUUUGCUCCAGAGUUACACAAUCAAGCCAUUGGGUAUCCUGGAACUGAACUCCGUGACAUUUUGUACGAGCUGCAGGUAGUCAAUGAUUUCAAAUUCACCAUGUUGGACACCCCAAGACAAGCGGGUAAUGAAUUGUAUGUGCCCAACGUUGAUGUUUUGAUCAUAGGACUGGGUCUGGGGGCCGGAGUUGUGGCACAUACAUUGACCGAGCAGGGACACAAGUGUUUAGUGUUGGAAAAGGGCAAGUAUUAUACGAAAAAGGAACUUGAAUUCAAUGAUUUGCAAGGUUUAGAAAACUUGUACGAAAAUGGAGGAAUUUUGGCUAGUGCAGACCAGCUGGUUACUGUAUUGGCUGGAAGCACGUUUGGAGGUGGGUCUACAGUCAAUUGGCUGGCCAGUUUGAAGACCCCCUUCAAGGUUCGUAAGGAAUGGUAUGACGAUUUUGGGAUAGAUUGGGCCGCCAGUGAGUCGUACGAAAAUGCCACUGAUUAUGUAUUGCGUCAAAUGGGUGCCUCAACCGAGAACAUCAAGCAUUCAUUUUCUAACCAAGUGUUACUUGAUGGGGCCAAAAAAUUAGGUUAUGCCUCGAAAGAGGUACCGCAAAACAGCGGCAAUCAUGCCAAUCACUCAUGUGGGAUGUGCCACCUUGGUUGUAAGUUUGGAGUGAAGCAAGGAAGUGUAGAAUGUUGGUUCAGAGCUGCUGCUGAAACUGGAAACGUUCAAUUUAUGAGCGAAGUAAAGGUUGUGAGAUUAAUCCACAAGGCAGGAAAGUGUGUAGGUGUUGUUUGCAAAGAUGUCAGAGAUAAUUCCAGUGGAGAAUUUACCAUCACCGGGCCUUCAAAGUACGUUGUUUGUGGAGGAGCCCUUAAUACUCCAAUUGUUCUUCAGAACUCUGGAUUCCGUAACAAACACAUUGGUGCUAAUUUAAAACUUCACCCAGUGACAGUUCUUUUUGGAGAUUUCGGUAAAGAUUUACAACUGAACCCACACCAAGAGGCCAUUUUGACAUCUGUGUGUACGGAACUGGAUGACAUUGAUGGACUUGCUCAUGGAGCCAAGAUCGAGACGAUUCUUCACACUCCACUUUUAGAAAGUGUAUUCCUCCCAUGGAAUUCAUCUGAUUCUGCACGUACUAGGCUUUUAAAGUACCAAAACUUGGCAUCUAUGUUGAUCAUUACCCGUGACACGUCACUGGGUAAGCUCCUGAUCAGCCCAGAGAAACCAGACUCUCUCAUUGUGGACUAUUCCGUCAAUAAGUUUGACCGGAAGGCUCUUCAAGAGAGUAUUUUGAUAGCUGCUGACAUUCUUUAUAUCGAAGGUGCUUUAGAAAUCAUUCAUCCACAGAUUGGAGUGAAGCUGUUCAAGAGUAAUAAGCCUAAGGCAAACAGAACCAUUAAUGAUGAAGAUUUUGCUACUUGGAGAGCAGAAAUUGCCAAAAUUACCCUUCAACCAUACAGCACCACUUUCGGCAGUGCUCAUCAAAUGUCCUCCUGUCGGAUUGCCGGUAAGGGACCCAAAUAUGGAGCCUGUGAUAACAGAGGAAGACUCUACGAAUGUGACAAUGUCUAUGUUGCAGAUGCCAGUGCCAUGCCCACUGCAAGCGGUGUCAACCCCAUGAUCAGUGUCAUGGCCAUCGCAAGAGUCAUUGCAUUGGGAAUUGCCAAGGAAUUGCAACCCAGUGCAAAGUUGUAAUUAUAUAUCUAUGGAAUUAAGUGUUCAGAAGAAACCCCGUGUAGGCCCAUUAAAGAGUAGACAGGGCAAUAGUGUAAAGGUCUACAGUGUGUCGUAGUUUCCGAAGCACUUACACAAAUUUUAAUCGUUAAAAAGAUGUCUAUUCCU
Messenger RNA from [Candida] anglica, 2356 nucleotides. NCBI's taxonomy places the organism in Eukaryota, Fungi, Ascomycota, Pichiomycetes, Serinales, Debaryomycetaceae. The record is from the annotation of a GenBank genome assembly.